Molecule: messenger RNA, 2701 nt
Organism: Thunnus maccoyii (southern bluefin tuna)
Lineage: Eukaryota; Metazoa; Chordata; Actinopteri; Scombriformes; Scombridae
Product: scavenger receptor cysteine-rich type 1 protein M130-like
Exons: 12
Coding region: 1-2514 (837 amino acids)
Cellular component (GO): membrane
Source: RefSeq, a predicted model, not a curated record
AUGGAGCGCAGAGUGCUGAUGGUGUUUCUGUCUCUCUGGAGCUCAGUGCUCCGAGCUGAACAUGUUUCAACAGUACCUGAUGAUAUCAGGUUGGUGGGAGGAGCCAGCCACUGUGCCGGCAAACUGGAGAUGAAACACCAAGGAGAGUGGAAACCAGUGGAUUACCAGUACUAUGACUGGAACCUGAGAAAUGCAACAGACUCUGUCAGGCUGGUGAAUGGGACUAACCUGUGCUCAGGCAGGCUGGAGGUGAAGUCUAACACGUCGUGGUCCUCAGUGUGUGAAGAUGACUUUGACCUGCAGGAUGCAGAGGUGGUGUGUAGGGAGCUUGGUUGUGGAGGUUCUGCAAACCUCCAGGCGAUGCCGUUUGGGGCUCCAGUGCUGACCAAAGAGUUCCUUUGUGGCGGCCGUGAGUCGACUCUCCUGGACUGCAGAAGCUCAGCGACAGACACCUGCUCCUCUGGUAAAGCUGUUGGACUCACCUGUUCAGAGCCUGCUGAUGUCAGGUUGGUUGGAGGAGCCAGCCAAUGCGCUGGCACACUGGAGAUGAAAAAAUGGGGCGAAUGGAAACCAGUGGAUGAGACGGACCGGAGCCUGAAGUUAGCAGGUGAUGUGUGUGGACGGCUGGACUGUGGCUCUGUUGUUUCAAACAGAAGAAGAGAAGAGAUCUCACAUGGAUUUAUGUGGAGAAUCGAAUCUGACUGUGAUGAAUCUUCACUGAUUAAAUGUUCUACAAAAAGUGUAUAUUCCUCUUCCAAGCUGGAGAUAACCUGCUCAGACUCCGUCAGGCUGGUGAAUGCGUCUACUCUGUGUUCAGGCAGACUGGAGGUGAAGUCUGAGCAGUCGUGGUCCUCAGUGUGUGAAGAUGACUUUGACCUGAAGGAUGCAGAGGUGGUAUGUAGGGAGCUUGGUUGUGGAGCUCCUUCAGUCCUCCAGGGGGCGCUCUAUGGAGAAAUGCAAGCUCUAGUCUGGACUGAAGAGUUCCAGUGUAAAGGAAGUGAGUCUGCUCUCCUGGACUGUGGACGCUCAGGGUCAACUAAGAACACCUGCUCAUCUGACAAAGCUGUUGGACUCACCUGCUCAGAACCUGAUGAUGUCAGGUUGGUGGGAGGAGCUAGCCGCUGCGCUGGUAGACUGGAGGUGAAACACCAAGGAGAAUGGGGGACGGUAGAUAACGAUUUGUGGAGCCUGAAGGAAACAUCCGUAAUAUGUAGAUGGCUGGACUGUGGCGCCUCUGUUUCAGCAGUAAGGAGAGAGGAUAGCUCAGGACGACCUGCGUGGUUGAUCAACUUUUCGUGUGUUCAGUCUAAAUCUACACUGAGGGAGUGUGUGACAUCAAAGAGUAGUCUUAGUGACUCCUGCCUGGAAAUCACCUGCUCAGAGUCUGUCAGGCUGGUGAAUGAGUCUGGUCCCUGUUCAGGCAGACUGGAGGUGAAGCCUAACCAGUCGUGGUCUUCAGUGUGUGAAGAUGACUUUGACCUGCAGGAUGCAGAGGUGGUGUGUAGGGAGCUUGGGUGUGGGGCACCUUCAGUCCUCCAGGGGGCGCUCUAUGGAGAAGUGGAGGCUCUAGUCCGGACAGAAGAGUUCAAGUGUGAAGGCAAUGAGUCCGCUUUACUGGACUGUGGAGUGUCUGGCUCAGCAAGGAAGACCUGCUCACCUAGACAAGCUGUCGGACUCACCUGCUCAGAGCCAGAUGAUGCCAGGUUGGUGGGAGAGCCCAGUCGCUGCGCUGGUACUCUGGAGAUGAAACACCAGGGAGAGUGGAGACCAGUGACUCACUGGUAUUCUAAAUGGGACCAGAAGUCUGCAGCUGCAGUGUGUGCACGGCUGGUUUGUGGUUCUGCUGUUUCAACAAAUAUAAUAGGAGAUUCUUCAGAGAGACUUGUGUGGUGGAUCGAUUCUUCUUGUGUCCAGUCAACAUCUUCAAUGAGGGAGUGUCUACUGGAGACUGAUGUAAAUGAAUGCUAUUCCGGCCUGAGAGUGAUAUGUUCAGAUUUGCUGGCUAAGCCAAUCAUCUCCCUCUCUCCCUCCAUCGACGGGGUCUCUGAGGCCAAGCAGCAGGGGCCUCAGUUCCUCAGGGGCUCCAACUUCACCAUCAGGUGCUCAGUCGAACCACAGUACCCAGGAGGCAUGUUCCAGCUCAUCUUCACCACCUCAGCUGCAGCACAGAACUACACUCUGCCGGCUGUCAAUCACUCUGCCCAUUUCCUGUUUUCUGCUGCAGACCACACCCACCAAGGGGAUUACAGAUGUGUUUAUCACGUCUGUGUUUUCUCCCAAAACUUCUCCUCUGAGAGCCAGCGACUCUGUCUCUAUGUAGCAGCCUCUCUAACAGAUUUGAUCAUCAGACUGUUUGUCCUUCUCCUGGCUAUGAUGUCAUUUAUUGCUGGUAUCUGCCUCUACUCUAAGGCCAGCAGGGGGCAGAGCCGGGACGUGAGAAGAACACUGGGCUCAGUUGGUGGUUGUGACGGCUGGGGGGUCGAUGAAGAGGCUGUUGGUGGGUGGAAAAAGUAGAAUCUCUGAGGCACCUGUUCCCUCCAAACACAGAUCUGUGAGAACUCUGACGUCUGGGUCUAGAUCCAAUAUUUCUUUGGAAAAAUACAAUUAGUCAGAGUUGUAAUUUAAAGGAUCAGUGGGACUGACUUGGCAGAAAUGGAAUAUAAUAUUCAUGAGUAUGUCUUAAUUAGUGUAUAAUCACCUG